AUGAGAUUAGCAAUUAAAAAGCGAGUGAGCAGCCGGGGCUGAGGCGCGGGGCCACCCCCAGGCCGACUCGCGGCCAUGGAGAAGUCGCGGCCGCUGUGGGCCAACCCGCUGCAGUUCGUCUUCGCCUGCAUCUCCUACGCCGUGGGCCUGGGCAACGUGUGGCGCUUCCCCUACCUGUGCCAGAUGUACGGCGGAGGCAGCUUCCUGGUGCCCUACUUCGUCAUGCUCAUUGUGGAGGGCAUGCCUCUCCUGUACCUGGAACUGGCCGUGGGGCAGCGCAUGCGGCAGGGAAGCGUCGGCGCCUGGAAGACCAUCAGCCCCUACCUUGGUGGUGUCGGCCUGGCCAGCGUGGUGGUGUCCUUCUUCCUGUCCAUGUACUACAACAUCAUCAACGCCUGGGCCUUCUGGUAUCUCUUCCACUCCUUCCAGGAUCCCCUGCCGUGGUCCGUGUGCCCACUGAACGACAACCACACGGGCUACGACGAGGAGUGUGAGAAGGCGUCCUCUACCCAGUACUUCUGGUACAGGAAAACCCUCAACAUCUCCCCGUCCAUCCAGGACAGCGGGCACGUGCAGUGGGAGCCGGCGCUCUGCCUCGUCCUGGCCUGGCUGGUGGUGUACCUGUGCAUCCUGAGGGGCACCCAGUCCACUGGCAAGGUGGUAUACUUCACCGCGUUGCUGCCUUACUGCGUGCUCAUGAUCUACCUGGUCCGGGGCCUCACGCUCCACGGAGCCACUAACGGCAUAGCCUACAUGUUCACGCCCAAGCUGGAGCAGCUGGCCAACCCCAAGGCCUGGAUCAACGCGGCCACCCAGAUCUUCUUCUCCCUGGGCCUGGGCUUCGGCAGCCUGAUCGCCUUCGCCAGCUACAACGAGCCGUCCAACAACUGCCAGAAGCACGCCGUCAUCGUGUCCCUCAUCAACACCUCCACCUCCAUCUUUGCCAGCAUCGUGACCUUCUCCAUCUAUGGCUUCAAGGCCACCUUCAACUACGAGAGCUGCUUGAACAAGGUGAUUCUGCUGCUGACCAAUUCCUUUGACCUGGAGGAUGGCUUUCUGACCGCCAGCAACCUGGAGCAGGUGAAGGGCUACCUGGCGUCCACCUUCCCUGGCAAAUACAGUGAGGUGCUCCCGCAGAUGAGAAACUGUAGCUUGCAAUCAGAGCUGGCCACGGCGGUCCAGGGCACCGGCUUGUCUUUCAUCGUCUACACCGAGGCCAUUAAAAACAUGGAGGUGUCCCAGCUGUGGUCAGUGCUCUAUUUCUUCAUGCUGCUGAUGCUGGGCAUUGGGAGCAUGCUGGGGAACACGGCGGCCAUCCUCACGCCUCUGACUGACAGCAAGGUCAUCUCCAGCCACCUGCCCAAGGAGGCCAUCUCCGGUCUGGUGUGCCUCGUCAACUGUGUCAUUGGCCUGGUGUUCACCAUGGAGUCUGGCAACUAUUGGUUUGACAUAUUCAAUGACUACGCGGCCACGCUGUCCCUGCUGCUCAUCGUGCUGGUGGAGACCAUUGCUGUGUGUUACGUGUAUGGGCUAAGGAGAUUUGAAAGUGACCUUGAGGCCAUGACCGGUCGUGGCCUGAACUGGUACUGGAAGGCCAUGUGGGCCGGCAUGAGCCCCCUGCUCAUCGUCAGCCUCUUUGUCUUCUACCUGAGUGACUACAUCCUCACAGGGACCCUGCAGUACCAAGCGUGGGACGCCUUCCAGGGACAGCUCGUGACCAAGGACUACCCCCCAUACGCCUUGGCCGUCAUCGGGCUGCUGGUGGCCUCCUCCACCAUGUGCAUCCCCCUGGUGGCCCUGGGGACUUUCAUCACACGCUGUCUCAAGAGGGGAGACACGCCCCCCGCGGCCUGAGGACUGGGCUUCCCAGAGACCAUGCUCAGCUGCUCCCUGUCCGGCAGCUACGACUUACAGACGGAAUCUCCUUGGCUGCUUCGGACAAUAUUUGCUCCAGAAACACUCAGCCUGUCGUCUUCCUGAGUUCGUCAAGAAGGACAGUGGAGGAAGAAGGUUCCCUUGGGAGGACCCACACCCCACCCACGGAGCAGCCCCUGCUCCCCUCUGUGCCCCUCCCUGUGACCAGAGACACGGGCUUUUCAAGGCCAGUCUGGAAGACAACUGCUUUCUUGACUUUAGGGAAGUCCUAGAAUUAGGCCACACUGUGAGCUGAAAUUUGACUAUAAUUUUCAUGGAAUAAAAUUUAAGCGACUUUUUUUUUCUUCUGAAGAAAUCCCAAAAUAGGAGAGGGCAGUUGUUUUUUAGAUCAGCUGGAAGAGAGGUUUUCUCCAAGUGCCUAAGAUGACAGCCGAAUGUCACUGGUGGAAAACCAGGUCUCUCUUUUUGAGUCCCUGUGAAUAUGUAACUGCUGGGUCCUUCACUAACACGACCGACUGGCCAGGUGGAUGGAGGCCUUUGCUGGGGUCCAAAAGGGGCUCACUUCUGUGAUCUGAGGUCUCUCACGGUGGGUCCAGGCCCGAUCCUCCCAAUUACAGUGCGCAACCCCAAACCACCCGAGAAGUCCAUGCAGACAGCCCCUACCACUGGAUGUUGGAAAAGAUGCCAGAACCACUUGUGGGUGAGGGCACAGCCAACUUGUUGUUCUAUUUGGACAUGGCGGCCAACUCAUUAGAGCAAAGACCAUGAACGUCACUUACAGUCCAUCUUAAAUUAUUUGUACAUAGGUUUUCUAGAGUGUAGAAAACAGAGCCUUUUGGAACUGAAGACACCAUAUUUAUGAUACAGCAUCAGUCCACAGUGCCAAUGUCCCCUGUCUUUGACCGCAGUAAGUAGGUCAAGGUUAUCCCUAAGCGGAGAGGGCCGCUUCCUGCCCUAACAUUCUGUGCUUCCUGGACAUACAGGAUUCAGUGAAGUUUCUUUGGGUAGAUUUGUACAAACAUCUUCGCAGACACUUAAUUGGAGCAUUAGUUGGAGGGGUUUGUUGGUGGUUUUUUGUUUUUUUGUUUUUU
This is a messenger RNA of Enhydra lutris kenyoni (northern sea otter), 2966 nucleotides long. RefSeq names its product solute carrier family 6 member 20. The coding region runs from base 76 to 1854 and encodes 592 amino acids. The record is from RefSeq and is a predicted model, not a curated record. Gene Ontology annotation, molecular function: L-proline transmembrane transporter activity. The transcript has 12 exons. Lineage: Eukaryota; Metazoa; Chordata; Mammalia; Carnivora; Mustelidae. Gene Ontology annotation, cellular component: plasma membrane. Gene Ontology annotation, biological process: sodium ion transmembrane transport.